Molecule: messenger RNA, 1701 nt
Organism: Lithohypha guttulata
Lineage: Eukaryota; Fungi; Ascomycota; Eurotiomycetes; Chaetothyriales; Trichomeriaceae
Exons: 3
Coding region: 1-1701 (566 amino acids)
Biological process (GO): nucleobase transport; transmembrane transport
Cellular component (GO): plasma membrane
Molecular function (GO): nucleobase transmembrane transporter activity
Source: RefSeq, a predicted model, not a curated record
AUGCCUAGCAGUGAAGGCCAAGUAUCAAACUGGAAAAGAUUCCGACAUGCUUUUUCCUCUCCAUCAGCCUUCCACAAUGCAUUGAGAUUGAAGAGCUCAACAUCGUUCCUGAUCAACGAGGAUCUGCUUCCAUCGCCUAUAAGCCGACAGACAUGGACAAUCUGGAGUUUCUUUGCAUAUUGGUGGAGUGAAUCCUGGAACGUCUCAACAUGGUCAGUCGGAGCGUCCUUGAUCGCCCUCGGAGCCACGAUCCGCGAUGCGCUCUUGGUCGUCUUCUUUGCCAACCUUCUCUCCGCGGUUGUGAUAGUUCUCAAUGGUCGCGCUGCAGCACGAUACCACGUGGGGUACCCAGUCCUAUCAAGAGUCAGCUUUGGUAUCUACGGACAAUAUUUCGUGGUGGUACUGCGAUCAAUCCUUGGCAUCAUCUGGGGAGGUGUGCAGCUGUACUUUGAGGGACAAUUCAUCUCAGUCUGUCUAAGGUGCAUAUUUCCAGGUUGGGAGCGCAUCCCGAACGGCAUUCCAGCAAGUCAGCACAUUACUACACAGGUCAUGGUCGGGUUCUUCCUUGCGUUUCUGUUCACGAUACCUUUCCUGUUUGUCCAUACCUCGAGAAUCCAGCACCUGUUCAGCGUCAAAUCAGUCGUCAUGCCUCUUGCAGGCCUGGGCAUUGUCAUUUGGGCCACUACGAGCAACGGUGGUGUGUCGUCGGGAGCACUUGCUACAACAGCAACGAAAUCAUCAGUCUCAGUCUUUGCCUGGGGCAUCGUCUCGCAGUUCAAUUCUGUUAUGGGGGCGAACUCAGCACUUCUAGUCACAGUUCCAGACCUGGCUCGAUACUCGAAGACAAAGAAUGCUCAGCUUUGGGGUCAACUUAUCAGUCUACCCAUUGGUCAAACUAUCUGUGCUGCUUUCGGGGUAAUCACAACGUCCGCAGUCCUCAGUAUGUGGGGAGAAGCAUACUGGAACCCUUACGAUCUCCUCAACGGCAUUCUGGAUCACUCCUACUCCUCCAAAGCAAGAGCAGGAGUUUUCUUCGCAUCUGCGUGUUUCGCCUUUGCAACACUAGGCACCUCGAUUGCCUGCAACUUCAUUCCGUUCGCGGCUGAUGUCACGUGCCUGCUCCCGAAAUACAUCAACAUCGUUCGAGGCCAGUUGCUAUGUCUUAUCAUUGCAUUCGCGAUCGUUCCUUGGCGAAUUGUCGCAACCGCAAACGGCUUCCUGAACUUUCUCUCCGGCUACUCAAUCUUCCAGGGACCAGUCGUAGCCAUCAUGCUAGUCGACUACUUCAUCAUCCGCCACGGCAACCUCUCAAUGAGCAAUAUCUUCACCGCCGCUCCCCACGCUCGAUACCACUAUUUCCACGGCUUCAACCUCCGCGCCUUCGGUGCAUUUGUCGUUGGCUUCCUCCUGCCCCUUCCAGGUUUCGCCGCAAGUUUCGGUCACACAAUCGGUAGCGCAGCGACACACAUGUACUCCCUGGGCUGGGUGUUGAGCUUCCUCAUGGGUGGUCUAUCAUACUGGCUCUUCUGUGUGGUGUUCAAAGUACCAGGUGAUGAUGGCAGGCAUGGUUUCGAGGCGUUGGUCGUUGAGGCUAAUGAGACGGUGAUUGAAGGUAGUAUAGUGGAUGGAGGCUCUUCGAUUGUGGAUGGAGAAGGAUCACUGCCAGACAAGGAGGCUCGUGUUAAGACGGAGAUAGCGUGA